Messenger RNA from Annulohypoxylon truncatum, 2371 nucleotides. RefSeq names its product heterokaryon incompatibility protein-domain-containing protein. The transcript has 3 exons. NCBI's taxonomy places the organism in Eukaryota, Fungi, Ascomycota, Sordariomycetes, Xylariales, Hypoxylaceae. Bases 1 to 2016 code for a protein of 671 amino acids. The record is from RefSeq and is a predicted model, not a curated record.
AUGACGAGGCUGGCUGGAUGUACGGAUGGCAUGGGCGCGCCCCGGAGGCUUGGCAAGAUUACCCGCGCUGCGGCUAUCGUCGAUAGCUUGAAAGACGGGAUAACCAACCCGCAGGCUCCUCCAGACGACCCAGACGCGGGCGUGCGGAAGAUACCUGCGUAUCACAACGGCAGGGUCGAAACCGUAGUUCUGCGGUUAGAACGCGCAGACGACGGGCGCCAAAGAUGGAGCUACGCGUUGCGUGUAGCUUGUGUGCCGGAGUCGACAGUUGGUUGGGAUGUGCAUCACGAAUUGUUCGCCGAGCUAAAAAUAGCGAAGGACUUGUGCUCAAGGACUUCGGGUGGGGAUUCUUACGAUGAGCUCGACAUGGACUGGACCAUACCGGAGAUCCCAACAUCCGUCGAAUCUAUCGAUAUUACUCGGACGUUCUUGGAUAUCGGUAAUCCGAUUUACCAAGACUUCGUGGUCCUUAGGGAGGCUUACGAAGAAUCGCCCCUAGAUUCGAGAUACGUCGCGUUAAGCCACUGCUGGGGUACAGCUCGGGUUAUCACGACCACAAAAGCCAACAUAGGGGACCAUAAGCAUGGUAUAAAGUUCGAGUCCCUACCUCAGACAUUUAAAGAUGCAGUCCAAAUUGUCCAGAAAUUUGGGCUGCGAUAUCUGUGGAUCGACAGCUUAUGCAUCGUACAAGACGACCCGAACGACUGGAAAAGAGAAGCAGCUCGAAUGGCAGAUGUAUAUCGGAACGCAUACUUCGUCCUCGGCGCCACAAGAGGCAAAUCUGAUGCCCAAGGAUUUCUCAGGCCCAGGCUAAAAGCACCAGGAUCUGCCGUGCUCGGCGACUUUACUUUUUCCCCCCUACCCCCUUUACCCCGCCGAUGGACCACGGGCGUCGACAUGAUGAGAGACGAACCCCUGAGCGACAGAGCGUGGUGUCUCCAGGAGAGAUACCUCGUGCGGCGCAUGUUGAUGUACGGGAGCACGCAAGCAGCGUGGGAACGCGCAGAACUGCGCGCGAGCGAGGAUGGAGAGUCGAUCUACGAAGAAGGAGAUCAGCUGUCACGCAUACUGCAGACAGCUAACACCGGCAUAUCUGUUUUCGGCGAUAUUCUACCUACCCCGUGGAACAAGGACCUCCUCCCGCGGCGGCGUGAGACGGCCGUUAGGUACGCCGAUUGGUAUCGCAUGAUAGAGCAGUACACUACGCGAAACAUAACCAAGGAAAAGGACCGAUUGCCCGCCUUGUUAGGUGUAGCUAAUGCACUUGGUGCAAUCACCGGCGAUGAUUAUGUAGCAGGUAUUUGGCUUGGCGGCUCACUUGAAGGAUUGACCUGGUGUGCUGCGAAUAGGGAUGGGCUAGACCGUCCUCAAGCUAGGACCGGUCCGUCGUGGUCCUGGGUUUCCGUUAAAGGGCCGGUACAAUUCCCUAUCUACUCAUGGUACGAUUAUAGUGAAGGUUGGGAAUUUGGGUCAGUAAGAUUCGAGCCUCUAGCUAAAUAUAUCGAACAUUCUCUAGCCGACAGCACGUUACAUCUAGUAGCCCCAAUUGUAGCAGUUACAGGACAUCUCCCAAGGCCGACAAUACAGCCCGCGGACACAGAGAGAUGGUUACCAGAGCCCCAAUUCUCUCCGGCUACCGAUACUGUCUUCAGCUUUCGGCACCAGUCCGAGGAGUAUUGGGUAGAAGGGGCAUUUGGUAUCAAGCAAAGACAUGGUCCCGAAUACUCACUGUUUGGGAUAUUCCUCGUCAGAGUUCCGUUUCAUCUCGGAGAAGAACGAUUCGAUCGUCGUUUGGGUCUUGUUCUGAAAAUGACAGGAAAUGCUUACGAGAGGGUUUGCUUUGUCGACAGCUACAUUCUCAAACCCGAUAUCACUGAUGAUGGGCAUCGAUUCUCGAAUCUUUCCACAGACAUUCAUGUCUUUAGAUCUCUAAAGGUAGCCGAACUUAGUGAUACUGAACCAAGUAAUACGGAAGACACCCUUCGUUUGGAUCGAGUCCAGGUCAUCUUAAAGUAGAUAGGGUACCUAUGUACUAGCUAUUUCAGAAAUAAGGGAGUUUACUGAUAGCAUUUGUCACCUAAAACUUUGUUUAUUCUCUGAGAAGUAUGAAAAAAGAUAAUAGCUAGCUGCCUACCUACCUACCUACCUAGAUAGUCUUCUUCUAGUCUUAUAAAGAAACUGGACUUUGGCAGAAAACUACAAAAAGAACUCCGAAUCGGGGAAUCGAACCCCGGGCUUGGCGGGUCACUGGACAAGAAGUGAGAGCACCAAAUGUUAGCCACUACACCAAUUCGGACUCUGGGUGACCGAUGGUUCCGACAUCUAUGAGAAUAUGAUGAUUGAAGUUAUCAUAUAUGCCCUUAUUUCCUUA